Anneissia japonica is the source of this 483-nucleotide messenger RNA. RefSeq names its product cytochrome c oxidase assembly factor 5-like. The transcript has 3 exons. Gene Ontology annotation, cellular component: mitochondrion. The coding region runs from base 6 to 248 and encodes 80 amino acids. The record is from RefSeq and is a predicted model, not a curated record. Gene Ontology annotation, biological process: mitochondrial respiratory chain complex IV assembly. NCBI's taxonomy places the organism in Eukaryota, Metazoa, Echinodermata, Crinoidea, Comatulida, Comatulidae.
CGGGAAUGCCAAAAUAUUAUGAAGAUAAACCUGAAAGUAAACGACCAUGUUCAGGGCUCAAAGAAGACUUGAAAACAUGUUUAUUGGAAAGUAAUUGUGUGCGUAAGGAUGGCAAAACGCCUAAAGAAUGCUUGCAACCAGGCAAUGAUGUCCAGCAGCCGUGUAGAGCUUUGCAGUAUUCUUUCUUUGAAUGUAAAAGAUCACUGCUUGAUACAAGAAAUCGAUUUCGUGGCCGAAAAGGGUACUAAAGAAUAGAUGAUACUAAACUAUAUUUUGGCUUGUUCUAAUAUCUACUAAGAUGAUGCCAAACUAUUUUUGACUUGUAUUGCUCCAUUCUAUAAUUUAGUUAACCUUGCAACCAACCCUAGUGCACACCAAUAAACGAUGGUAAAACAGUUGCUACUUUCCUUCUAUAAAUUGUUUAAUUAGCUUGAACUGCAAUUCAUUUAAGGAGUUUAUGAGUAAAAAAGUCUAAUUCAGCAA